This is a messenger RNA of Calidris pugnax (ruff), 3016 nucleotides long. It is a transcript of the gene PARP9, whose product is annotated as poly(ADP-ribose) polymerase family member 9. The coding region runs from base 47 to 2458 and encodes 803 amino acids. Gene Ontology annotation, biological process: positive regulation of type II interferon-mediated signaling pathway; negative regulation of gene expression. Gene Ontology annotation, cellular component: nucleus; cytoplasm. Gene Ontology annotation, molecular function: ubiquitin-like protein ligase binding; NAD+ poly-ADP-ribosyltransferase activity; transcription corepressor activity. NCBI's taxonomy places the organism in Eukaryota, Metazoa, Chordata, Aves, Charadriiformes, Scolopacidae. The transcript is spliced from 9 exons. The record is from RefSeq and is a predicted model, not a curated record.
UUACAUUCCGAGGAGCCUCCCAGGGAAGAGCGGUGUAGGACCAAGUAUGGUAAUGGAUGAGGACACCUUGAUGAUCCCCAUCAGUAAAGAUGCCUAUGAAGCUCUUGAGAAAAGAGAGAAGUGCCUGAGUAAUCUCAUUUACAAAAAGUUUGCUUGUACAUUGACCUUCAAAAGUACAAAAUGCACUGUUGAAGUAUACAGGAAAAAACUAAAGCAUGGAAUUGACAUUUGUGUUUGUAAGGAUGAUCUCACUAGACAUAAGGCUGAUGCUGUGGUGAAUGCAGCCAAUACCUCUCUCGAUCAUCAAGGAGGCCUUGCUUUAGCCCUUGUGAAUGCUGGAGGGCCAGAAAUACAAGAGCAAAGCGAUCGUUAUAUUCAGAAGUAUGGAAAAAUCAGAACUGGCCAAAUAGCGGUGACAGGUGGAGGGAAGCUUCCUUGUAAGAAAAUUAUUCAUGCAGUUGGCCCAAUAUGGUCAAAUUUUGAACAGCAAAGAUGUUGUCAUCUACUUCGUGAAGCUAUUAUGAAUGUUCUGAAGUAUGCUAGUGAUCCAGAAAAUGCUAUCCAGUCUGUUGCUAUCCCAGCCGUGAGUUCAGGUGUUUACGGCUUCCCUCUCAGUUUGUGUGCUAAAGUGAUUGUAGGUACUAUAAAGGAAUUUGUUGAAACAACUAAACCAAGUUGUCCGAGGGAAGUCCGCCUGGUGAACAUUUGUGAUGCUACGGUUGCAGAGAUGAAGAAGGCCUGUGAAGUGAUUCUGGGUGAUAGCAGUUCACUUCAGGAAACUCUUUCAGGUCAGGAAACUCUUUCAGCUUCACCAAGCCAGCCUUCAGCUUUCAUCAAACUUGGAGGUAUUCGUUUGCGCAUCACAAGAGGACUCCUGGAAAAGCAGAGGACCACAGCUAUUGUUAAUUCUGUGUCUGCCAAUGGUGACCCUUUUCCAGCUUCAAGAGUGCUGCUGCAAAAGGCGGGUUCAGCUCUUCAGGAUGAGCUUAAGGCUCAUUUCAGACAUCCUUCGCGUUAUGAGCCACUCGUAGUAACAAAAGGGUAUAACCUGCCCUGUGAGGUUGUGCUGCACGUUGUAUGGCCGCUGCACCACCACAGCAUGUCAGCGCGUGAGGUAUUUCAAGAUGCAGUGAAAAGAUGCCUGUGUUACAUUCGGAAACAACAAUUUCCCUCAGUUUCUUUUUCACCAAAUGGGAUUUGGUUGUCAGUACUGGAUGUUGAGACAGUGGCAGAUAUCAUGAUCGAAGAGGUUUUAAAUUUUGCCAGGACAAAGCCUGAGGAGAACUUAGAUGUGCAGGUUGUCUUUUGCCCGGGUGACUACAUUGCCUAUCAGGUCUUCCAGGCAAAAGUUUUGUCAGCAGCACGCAAUCUGGGAGAAAUGCCAUAUUACAAGAGAAGUGAUCUUCUGAGUAUAGAGUCAGGCAGUCAAAGCAUAAAAGAGACUGCAAAUAACGACCUGGCAAUUGAACUUAAAGGGAAAUCAAGUACGGCAUUGGAAGCAGCAAAAUCCUGGAUCGAAAGCCUGGUACAAAUUCAGGAAAGUCACCGUGCUGUUAUCGAAAACAACUACAUUCUUAGCCUGGGUAAAAAAGAGUUUGCAGAACUCUCUCUCGAGCAGCAUUCCAGUCUAAGCGUAUCAGAAGAAGUGUUCGGUGGAAAAGCAAGGCUGGAAUUUCAGGGUCUUCCCGACACUGUGAUUGAUGCAGUGCUCGCAACUGAAAAAUUACUGCUUCGUAUGCAAGAGGAGACUGCAGCCAAACAACAGGAACAGCUUUACUCCAUGUGCUACCCAGAAGUGGAUCAGCUUUCAGGAGGACACCUUCACAACACAAACAUUCUGAAGGAGGUUGGGAUUUCACUGGUGGAAUCACACCUUCAGGAGUUUAAAGACAGACAGAGACAGUUCGAAAAAGCUGGGCUUCACGUUCUCAAGAUUGAAAAGAUAAAUAAUCCUCUUUUAUCUGCUGCAUUCCAACAAAUGAAAAAACAAAAAGAACAAAACUGUGGUGUCUCCAGAAUAACCCACAAGUUGUACCAGUGUGUUCCUGCUCAGUUCUGUGCCUCGGUGUGCCAGACUGGAUUUCACAGGAUGUAUUCUCCACCAGCAGAACAAAAAUAUGGAGCUGGCAUCUACUUUAAAAGGAACCCGAAAAGCCUCAUCGAGAGUAAAGAGAAGUGGAAAACAGACUCUAAAAUGUAUGUGUUUGAGGCUGAUGUAUUAACAGGCUUAUACACGAAAGGGAAUCCCUCUUAUAUUAUGCCCCCGGCAGUGGAGGGAGAUGCCUUUAAGGUAUAUGACAGCUUAGUAGAUGAUGUAGAGAAUCCUGACACCUUUGUCAUUUACAACAGUAUUGGGGCCCUUCCACAAUACUUGCUGACGUGUUCCCCAGCGAGAGAGAGGGCCCCUGAGGAAACCAGCAGCAUCCUGAGUAAGAAUUUCUCAGAACAGUGGCUCUGAGCAAAGAGAGCAAAGUCCCCCUCAGGACAAAGUUUAUUACCUAAAUUUUAGGAGGAUACUCUACCGAGUAAUGUGCUGUGAUCAAAGUGCCUCAUAUAAAGUGCUCUGCAAUAGCCACAAACAAAAACCAUUAAGUCUAGUCUUAAGACUAGAACGGAAUUACCUGUGAAACAGAAGGGAAAGCAUCACAAAAUACAGUUUAACAUUUAUCUGGUCAUUUACUUUAAGGCAUAAGGUAUUCUGAGGAUGUGACUGUACGCUUCAUGUCUGCGUGGGCUGUCAUUCUUCCAUUUUCUUAACCAGAGAUAUUUUGCUUAUGUUAGUGAAUCCAAGAGAUCUUGGUUGUGCCUUUGAUUCUUAAAUUUUCUUUUGACUUACAGAGGUUAAUCUGUCAGAUGAAAGCUAUUCCCCCUUAGGACAUGCUAGUAAAUACAUGGUUAAGACAAAUGUGAAGCAAUACUUCAUGAUUUUUAACAAUAGCUGCUGUUAGUUUUUAUCAGUUACGAGACUCCAAGCAUUGUAGAUACAUGCAAUUCAAAAUAAAAAGUUAUGAACAAC